AUGCAGCAGAUCGACCCAGCGGCCUUGAGCCGGACAGAAGACUCUGCUCCCGCCGUAACUUCAUCGAAAAGCUCCGCACCGGCUCAGAAACUAAAAGCGCUGAUAUCUGUGUCGCGACUGGACUUGGGGCCAACCUAUAUUGAGCUCAGAAGCGCAAUUGGGGGCGACAAAUGGGCUGAGUACAAGGAGGCCACCACCCUCUUUCUACUAGGACAAUUGAAUCAAGAUGAGCUCGCAUCGCGCAUUGAUCCGAUAAUAUGCGCCGACCAGAAAAUCGAACACCUCCAUAAUAAUUUCGUAUGCGCGAUUAUUGCCAACCUUACAAGAGAUCUCCCCGACCAUGGAGUUGCUAGUUGGGUAUCGGCAAAUGACAAGCCGUCCGUGGUAUCGAAACCAACCUCUGGGGAUGCCGCCGAACAGCGACUCAAGACGGAGGUUAUGCAAUUACCUCCAAGAGAUCGCCGACGGAUCAAAGCGAUCCCGGAGCGCGAACCCCACGAAACUGUACGUCAUGAACUGGAGGAGUAUCACCUGGCCAAGCAGAUAAAAUUACCAAGUCAGGUACCAGCAAGCGCCGGCGGCUUGAACAUGACAAACUGGGAGUUAGAAGUCCGAAAACGUUAUGCGCAGCCGCUCGCAUCAGAAACCGGCGAAUUUCCGGACGCUGAAUCAAUACACGCUCGAAUGACUCCUAUCUGCUACGAAGAGUCAGUUGUUAAUGGUGCGGGUGUCGCGUGCGCCGAGUUCAUGGCGAUAGCAACUGAGACAUUUGUUAAGGAGGUGCUUUCAGUCGUAUUUGCCCGGACGAGAUCUAAUGGUCCUUCUGGUACCAUCAAUGGUAUGAUGAAACGGUCAUAUAAGCAGCAACUGGAGCGUGAAGAGUUGGCCUUUACUCGUGGUGAAAUUGCCAAAGACGGUGCAACUGGGCUGCUUCCUGUCGAGGCUAAGGAAGCUAGUACUCGCAGCUCCCUUGGGGUUCGCGACCUCCGACUAUCACUAGAGCUCGGAAGCGGAGUCUUAAGCCAUAUGCCGUUACUUGUGGACCAGAUCAUGGGAGGCUACCUCGAAGACGAGUUGGAGGCUGACAAGCGAGAUCGUUUUGAUGAUAUCGAUGACACGGAGCCCAUGAACAUGGUGGACGAUAUGGAUGUAGACGAAGCAGAUUGGGGUUGGGAGGGAGCCACGUCGGGCGAUCACCAACACUUGAGCUCUUUACUGGACGAAUGUCUAUCAAUGGCCUCUUGA
Aspergillus mulundensis is the source of this 1245-nucleotide messenger RNA. Its product is annotated as TADA1 family protein. Gene Ontology annotation, cellular component: SAGA complex. Gene Ontology annotation, biological process: regulation of transcription by RNA polymerase II. Gene Ontology annotation, molecular function: transcription coactivator activity. The coding region runs from base 1 to 1245 and encodes 414 amino acids. NCBI's taxonomy places the organism in Eukaryota, Fungi, Ascomycota, Eurotiomycetes, Eurotiales, Aspergillaceae. The record is from RefSeq and is a predicted model, not a curated record. The transcript is spliced from 4 exons.